This is a messenger RNA of Coffea arabica (coffee), 5046 nucleotides long. RefSeq names its product G-type lectin S-receptor-like serine/threonine-protein kinase At1g61550. Gene Ontology annotation, biological process: protein phosphorylation; recognition of pollen. Lineage: Eukaryota; Viridiplantae; Streptophyta; Magnoliopsida; Gentianales; Rubiaceae. Gene Ontology annotation, cellular component: plasma membrane. The record is from RefSeq and is a predicted model, not a curated record. Gene Ontology annotation, molecular function: protein serine/threonine kinase activity; ATP binding.
AUGGAUAAAGCUAGCUUAUUAUUGCUUGUGUUUUAUAAGAUCCUCUUCAUUUUACCAGUAUAUUGUGCACCAAAUGACUCCAUAACUCCAUCCCAACCACUCAAGGUAGGACAAACUCUCAUCUCCACUGGACAAAUCUUUGAAUUAGGCUUCUUCAGUCCUGGUAACGCAAGUGAACUGUAUAUUGGAAUCUGGUACAAGAUUGAUCCCGAUUGUAGAAUUGUUUGGGUCGCAAACAGAGGAAAUGCACUCUUAGCAGAUGACCUGGCUUCAAGGCUGAUAAUCAGCAGUGAUGGGAAUCUAAAGCUUAUGGAUGGAAAGCAAGAUAUUGUCUGGUCAACAAAUGCUUCUGUCCAAUCUAAUACCACAAUUGCAGUGCUUACAGAUGAUGGAGAUUUCAUCCUUAAAGAUAAGAUUUCAGGGGCAACUCUGUGGGAAAGCUUUUAUUAUCCUUCUGAUACAAUUUUAGCAACCAUGCAGUUAGGAUUGAACGGUAGAAGUGGUCAGAAAAGUUUCUUGACAUCUUGGGAAAAUGAUAAUGAUCCAGCACCUGGAAAGUUUGUCGUUGGACUUUCAGACGAGAAACCACCACAAGCUUUCACAUGGAAUGGUACCAAACCAUAUUGGAGAGGAGGUCCAUGGGAUGGAUGGAAGUUCAUUGGAAUUGAAGAUGAGGAUAAGGGGUAUGCAAAUGGAAUAAGUCUGACAACAAAUAAUCAAAUAGGAGCCUCAUGUAUGACUUUCAACAAUUUCAACAAGUCCUACAUCUCAAUUAUGGUAAUUUUACCAACAGGUAUGUUGGAGAUACUGCACUGGGAAGGACAACAAAAUCAAUGGAACGUGUCUUGGGCAGCACCUCAGCAUCCAUGCGACGUAUAUGGAACUUGUGGACCCUUCAGCUCUUGUAGCAAGAGUCGCUCUCAACCUUGUGAGUGCCUCAAAGGGUUCUUCCCGUUGUCUAAUGAGGAAUGGAGUAAGGGAAAUUGGACAAGUGGAUGCGUGAGGGGUACACAACUGAUGUGUGAUGGAAACAGUAGCAACUUAAUCUCCAAAGCAUCUAAACCGGAUGGCUUCUGGAAGCUCAGUCAGAUGAAAUUACCAGAUCAUUAUCUGUAUUUGUAUGAUGAGACUGACCAAGGGGGGUGUAGCCAAUGGUGCCUCCGUAACUGCUCUUGUCUAGCAUAUGCAUGUCCAGAUGGUAUAGGGUGUAUGGUUUGGGUGACAGAUCUUGUUGACAUUCAGCAAUUCUCAAAUGAUGGGGAAGAUUUGUAUCUCCGCCUUGCUAAAACAGAGCUAGGAGUAAAAAAGCGAUACACAGCAACCAUCAUCAGUGUCUUAUCUAUAUCGGUUGGUUCACUCUUGGGCUUGUUGAUAUGUUGUGUUAAGAGAUGGAAAGCAAACAGAAGAGCUACAGCACUUAGGCAUUCAGACACACAUAUCCAUGAACAAAAGUCAGAGACAAGUAAAUGGUGCGUAAUGAAGGGAUUCAGGAUAAAGUGCAUAGUAAAGGGUCUCUUUGUGUCGGAGAGAAAGGGCACUGUGAGAGAUAUUUCGCAAGAAGAUGUCCAGGAAGGUCCUGCAUCAGCAAAGUGGUCAUCCGAGCUUCCAAUUAUAGAUUUUAAUAGGGUAAAGAGAGCUACCAACAACUUCAGUGAAGCUGACAAGCUUGGUGAAGGAGGAUUCGGUGCAGUUUACAAGGGGAAUUUAGAAGAUGGACAGCUCAUAGCCGUGAAAAGGCUUUCAAGUCACUCAGGACAAGGCAUGGAGGAGUUCAAGAAUGAGGUUAUGUUGAUAUCUAAACUUCAGCACAGAAAUCUUGUAAGGCUGUUGGGUUGCUGCAUUCAAGGAGAAGAAAAGAUAGUCAUUCUUGAAUACAUGAAAAACAAAAGCUUGGACAAAUUCCUCUUUGACCGAACAAAAAGGUUGGAGCUAGAUUGGGCGAAACGGUUCAGCAUAAUUCAGGGCAUUGCCAGAGGGCUUCUAUACCUCCAUCGAGAUUCUUGUUUGAGAAUCAUUCACAGAGAUUUGAAGGCCAGCAAUAUUCUCUUGGAUGAUGACAUGAACCCCAAAAUCUCAGACUUCGGGCUGGCACGAACUUUCCGUGUCACCCAAGAACUAGCUAACACUCUCAGAGUUGUGGGAACUUUGGGUUAUAUGUCUCCAGAAUAUGCCAUGGGAGGCCUCUUUUCAGAAAAAUCUGAUGUUUACAGCUUCGGAGUUUUGCUGCUAGAGAUUGUCAGCAGCAAGAAGAACACCGGGUUGGGAUAUCAUGAAAAAUAUUUGAACCUUCUUGGCUAUGCGUGGCAAUUGUGGAAUGAGUGUAAAGCUCCAGAAUUGCUGGAUCCAUCACUGGCAGAUUCUUGCACCCCAUCAGAAGUAAUGAGAUGCAUUCAAAUUGGACUUCUUUGUGUUCAAGACCAUGCUGCAGAUCGGCCUACAAUGUCAAAUGUGGUUCUGAUGCUAAGCAGUUCUGAAAGCGAAAUGGAACUUCCUCAACCGAGACAGCCAACAUUUACGUUUCAAAGCUUUCUAGAAUCUGAGCAUUUUCAAUCAGGGCUUUGCACGUUCAAUGUUUCCAUAAAUGAAGUUAGUAUUUCAAUGGUUGAAGGUUUCUUCAGUCCUGGUAAUGCAAGUGAAUUGUAUGUUGGAAUCUGGUACAAGUUUGAUCCUGGUCGUAGAAUUGUUUGGGUUGCAAACAGAGAAAAUGCACUCUUGGCGAGUGACCUGGCUUCAAGGCUGAUAAUCAGCAGCGACGGGAAUCUAAAGCUUCUAGAUGGGAAGCAAAAUACUAUCUGGUCAACUAAUGCUUCCCUCCACUCUAAUAGCACAAUUGCAGUGCUUAGAGAUGACGGCGAUUUCAUCCUUAAAGAUAAUGUUUCAGCAACUCUAUGGAAAAGCUUUUAUUACCCUUCUGAUACAGUUUUACCAAACAUGAACGGAAUGAAAAACGUCUCAACGUCCUGGGAAAAUGAGAAUGAUCCAGCGCCUGGGAACUUUUUUACUAUACUUUCAGAUGAAAAACCACCACAAUCUUUCACAUGUAAUGGUACCAAACCAUACUGGAGAGCAGGGCCAUGGAACGGAUGGCAGUUCAUUGGAAUUCCAGAUGCGACUAAGGGGUAUGCAAAUGGAAUGAGUCUGAUAACAGAUAAUCAAACGGGAGCUGCAUAUAUGACUUUCAGCACUUUCAACGAGUCCUAUAUUUACAUUAUGGUAAUUUUAUCAACAGGUAUGUUGGAACUACUGCAAUGGGAAGGUCAACAAAAUCAAUGGAACCCGAUUUGGGCAGCACCUCAAAAUCCAUGCGAUGUAUAUGGAACUUGUGGACCCUUCACUGCUUGUAGCAUGAGUGGAUCUCCAAUUUGUGAGUGCUUGAAAGGGUUCUUUCCGCACUCUAAUGAGGAAUGGAGUAAGGGAAAUUGGACAAGUGGAUGUUUGCGGCGUACAGAGUUGAUGUGCACUAAGAACAGUAGCAACUUAACAUCUAAAGCAUCUAAACCGGAUGGCUUCUGGAAGCUCAGUCAGAUGAAAUUACCAGAUCAUUAUCUGUAUUUGUAUGACGUGAUUGACCAAGGGGGGUGUAGCCAAUGGUGCCUGAGUAACUGCUCUUGCCUAGCAUAUGCAUGUCCAGGUGGCAUAGGGUGUAUGGUUUGGGUGACAGAUCUUGUUGACAUUCAGCAAUUCUCAGACGGUGGGGAAGAUCUAUAUCUCCGCCUUGCUAAUUCAGAGCUAGGAGGAAAAAAGCGAUACACAGCAACCAUCAUCAGCGUCCUAUCUAUAUCGGUUGGUUCACUCUUGGGCUUGUUGAUAUGUUGCAUUAAGAGAUGGAAAGCAAACAGAAGAGCACUUAGGCAUUCAGACACACAUAUCCGUGAACAAAAGCCAGAGACAAGUAAAUGGUGCAUAAUGAAGGGCUUCAGGAUAAAGUGCAUAGUAAAGGGUCUCUUUGUGUCGGAGAGAAGGGGCUCUGUGAGAGAUAUUUCGCAAGAAGAUGUCCAGGAAGGUCCUGCAUCAGCAAAGGGAUCAUCCGAGCUUCCAAUUAUUGAUUUCAAUAGGGUAAAGAGAGCUACCAACAACUUCAGUGAAGCUAACAAGCUUGGUGAAGGAGGAUUCGGUGCAGUUUAUAAGGGGAAAUUAGAAGAUGGACAGCUAAUAGCCGUGAAAAGGCUUUCAAGUCACUCAGGACAAGGCAUGGAGGAGUGCAAGAAUGAGGUUAUGUUGAUAUCUAAACUUCAGCACAGAAAUCUUGUAAGGCUGUUGGGUUGCUGCAUUCAAGGAGAAGAAAAGAUAGUCAUUCUUGAAUACAUGAAAAACAAAAGCUUGGACAAAUUCCUCUUUGACCGAACAAAAAAGUUGAAGCUAGAUUGGGUGACACGGUUCAACAUACUUCAGGGCAUUGCCAGAGGGCUUCUAUACCUCCAUCGAGAUUCUUGUUUGAGAAUCAUUCACAGAGAUUUGAAGGCCAGCAACAUUCUCUUGGAUGAUGACAUGAACCCCAAAAUCUCCGACUUUGGGCUGGCACGAACAUUCCGAGUCACCCAAGAACUAGCUAACACUCUCAGAGUUGUAGGAACUUUCGGUUAUAUGUCUCCAGAAUAUGCCAUGGGAGGCCUCUUUUCAGAAAAAUCUGAUGUUUAUAGCUUCGGAGUUUUGCUGCUAGAGAUUAUCAGCAGCAAGAAGAACACUGGUUUUGGAUAUCAUGAAAAAUAUUUGAACCUUCUUGGCUAUGCGUGGCAAUUGUGGAAUGAGUGUAAAGCUCCAGAAUUGCUGGAUCCAUCACUGGCGGAUUCUUGCACCCCAGCAGAAGUAAUGAGAUGCAUUCAAAUUGGACUUCUUUGUGUUCAAGACCAUGCUGCAGAUCGGCCUACAAUGUCAAAUGUGGUUCUGAUGCUAAGCAGUUCUGAGAGUGAAAUGGAACUUCCUCAACCAAGACAACCAACAUUUACGUUUCAAAGCUUGCUAGAAUCUGAGCAUUUUCAAUCAGGGGUUUGCACGUUCAAUGUUUCCACAAAUCAAGUUAGUAUUUCAAUGGUUGAAGGUCGAUGA